GGAGCACGUUAGCUCACAGAAAUACCUUCCUUUGUAGACAAGCACGCUUCAGUUUUGCGAAUCAUUGUUUUGGGCAGCUCUCUACUGCAGACCGGUGUUCUGCAAGCCCUCCAAGCUGUUCCUCAUGCCCGUGGGUCUGUGUGAGAAGGGCAAAAGCAUGUCCUCCCUCCCUGGGUGCGUUAGUUUGGAUGCAGCAACAGCUGCCCCUGACUCUGAAGACAUGACUGAGCUGCAGCAGGCAGUGGUUGAAGAGCUGGGUAUCUCUAUGGAGGAACUUCGCCAGUUCAUUGAUGAAAUGCUGGAAAAGAUGGACUGUAUACAGCAGCGCAAGAAGCAGCUAGCAGAGUUGGAGACGUGGUCGCUACAGAAGGAGUCUGAGGUGGGUUAAGAUGUCCAGCUCCUUGAUGAUGCAUCCAGGGCAGUGAUUAAUUGUGAGUCUUUGGUGAAGGAUUUCUACUCUAAGCUGGGACUGCAGUAUCAUGACAGUAGCUCCGAGGAUGAAGCUUCCCAGCCUACAGAAAUAAUUGAGAUUCCUGAUGAAGAUGAUGAUGUCCUCAGUAUUGAUUCAGAGGUGUGGUGUCUGUCUGUGUUUGGGAAUGUGUAUGUGAGUAUAACUGGACUCAGCUCAGAAGAGGCACCAGAUUCUCUGAGAUGUAGUGUGACCAGUGUGAUGCUGGAAGCAGAACUCCGAAAGACCAGAAGCUCCGUGAAGCUAUGGCUGCCUUAAGAAAAUCAGCUCAAGAUGUCCAGAAGUUCAUGGAUGCUGUCAACAAGAAAAGCAGUUCCCAGGAUCUAAAUAAAGGAACCUUGGGUCAGAUGUCUGGAGAACUGAGCAAAGAUGGGGACCUGAUAGUCAGUAUGCGGAUUCUGGGCAAGAAGAGGACUAAGACAUGGCACAAAGGCACCCUUAUUGCCAUCCAGACUGUUGGGCUGGGAAAGAAAUACAAAGUGAAAUUUGACAACAAAGGGAAGAGUCUGCUGUCUGGCAACCACAUUGCCUAUGAUUAUCACCCUCCUGCUGACAAGCUGUUUGUGGGCAGUCGCGUGGUAGCCAAAUACAAAGAUGGAAAUCAGGUCUGGCUUUAUGCUGGCAUUGUAGCUGAGACUCCCAACGUCAAGAACAAGCUCAGAUUUCUGAUUUUCUUUGAUGAUGGUUAUGCCUCCUAUGUCACUCAGUCAGAACUGUAUCCCAUUUGCCGACCAUUGAAAAAGACCUGGGAGGACAUAGAAGACAGCUCCUGCCGAGACUUCAUAGAGGAAUAUAUCACUGCCUACCCAAACCGCCCCAUGGUACUUCUCAAGAGUGGCCAGCUUAUUAAGACUGAGUGGGAAGGCACAUGGUGGAAAUCUCGAGUUGAAGAGGUGGAUGGCAGCCUAGUCAGGAUCCUCUUUCUGGAUGACAAGAGAUGUGAGUGGAUCUAUCGAGGCUCUACACGCCUGGAACCCAUGUUCAGUAUGAAGACAUCAUCAGCUUCUGCAAUGGAGAAGAAGCAAGGGGGACAAUUGAGAACCCGUCCUAAUAUGGGUGCUGUGAGGAGCAAAGGUCCUGUUGUUCAGUAUACACAGGACCUAACCAGCACUGGAACCCAGUUCAAGCUCACGGAGCCCCCACAGCCCAUAGCUACACCGGCCCCCCCUGCUGCACUUCCUCUUUCCCCACAAGCAGGUGACACUGAAAGCUUAGAAAGCCAACUUGCUCAGUCACGGAAGCAAGUGGCCAAAAAGAGCACAUCGUUUCGGCCAGGAUCUGUGGGUUCUGGCCAUUCCUCCCCUGCUUCGCCCACACUCAGUGAAAGUGUAACUGCUGGGAAACUUGGGAUCAACCAGACAUACAGAUCGCCUUUGGCCUCAGUAGCAUCUACUCCAACACCUGCAGCCCCUCCAGCCUUCCAUGGCAUGUUAGAGCGGGCACCAGCUGAGCCUUCCUACCGAGCCCCCAUGGAGAAGCUUUUCUAUUUACCUCAUGUCUGCAGUUACACUUGUCUGUCCCGGAUCAGACCCAUGAGGAAUGAACAGUACCGGGGCAAGAAUCCCCUCUUAGUACCGCUGCUAUAUGACUUCCGUAGGAUGACAGCCCGGCGUAGAGUUAACCGCAAAAUGGGCUUCCAUGUUAUCUAUAAGACACCCUGUGGUCUCUGUCUUCGGACAAUGCAGGAAAUAGAACGCUACCUUUUUGAGACUGGCUGUGACUUCCUGUUCCUGGAGAUGUUCUGUUUGGAUCCAUACGUUCUUGUCGACAGAAAGUUUCAGCCUUUUAAGCCUUUUUACUAUAUUUUGGACAUCACCUACGGCAAGGAAGAUGUUCCCCUGUCCUGUGUUAAUGAGAUUGACACAACUCCCCCACCCCAGGUGGCCUACAGCAAGGAGCGCAUCCCUGGCAAGGGUGUUUUCAUUAACACAGGCCCUGAAUUUCUGGUUGGCUGUGACUGCAAGGAUGGGUGUCGGGAUAAAUCUAAAUGUGCCUGCCAUCAGCUAACUAUCCAAGCCACAGCAUGUACCCCAGGAGGCCAAAUCAACCCUAACUCUGGCUACCAGUACAAAAGGCUUGAAGAGUGUCUGCCUACAGGGGUUUAUGAGUGUAACAAACGCUGCAAAUGUGACCCAAACAUGUGCACAAAUCGCUUGGUGCAACAUGGACUACAGGUUCGACUACAGCUAUUUAAGACACAGAACAAGGGCUGGGGUAUCCGCUGCUUGGAUGACAUUGCCAAAGGCUCUUUUGUCUGUAUUUAUGCAGGCAAAAUCCUGACAGAUGAUUUUGCAGACAAAGAAGGGCUGGAGAUGGGUGAUGAGUACUUUGCAAAUCUGGACCACAUUGAAAGUGUGGAGAAUUUUAAGGAAGGAUAUGAGAGUGAUGUCGCCAGUUCAUCUGACAGCAGUGGGGUGGACAUGAAGGACCAGGAAGAUGGCAACAGCGGUUCAGAGGAUCCUGAAGAGUCCAAUGAUGACAGCUCUGAUGAUAACUUCUGUAAGGAUGAAGACUUCAGCACCAGCUCAGUGUGGCGUAGCUAUGCUACCCGGAGACAGACUCGGGGUCAGAAGGAAAACGGACUGUCUGAGGUGGCUUCCAAGGACUCCCGUCCCCCAGACCUUGGGCCUCCAAAUGUUCCUGUCCCUCCUGCAGUAUCUGUAGGGGGCUGCAAGCCACCUUCAUCUGAAGAGACCCCCAAGAACAAGGUGGCCUCGUGGUUGAGCUGCAACAGUGUCAGUGAAGGUGGGUUUGCUGAUUCUGACAGCCGUUCUUCCUUCAAGAAUAGUGAGCGUGGAGAUGGCCGGGCUGGGGCAGGCCGGGCAGAGGCUGAGAAGGCCUCUACCUCAGGAUUGAGCUUCAAGGAUGAAGGAGACAAUAAGCAGACUAAGAAAGAGGAUCCUGAUGACCGAAACAAGAUGUCAGUAGUCACUGAAAGCUCUCAGAAUUAUGGACACAAUCCUCCUAUGAAGUCUGAUGGGCUUCGCCGACCAUCUAGUAAAACUUCUAUGCCCCAAAGUCGGCGACUUGGGGCUUCUACUCAGUCCAACCCUGAUGAUAUCCUGACACUGUCCAGCAGCACAGAAAGUGAGGGGGAAAGUGGAAUCAGCCGAAAGCCCACUGCUGGUCAGACUUCUGCCACAGCUGUUGACAGUGAUGACAUCCAGACCAUCUCCUCUGGCUCUGAUGGCGAUGACUAUGAGGACAAAAAAAACUUGACUGGUCCAACGAAGCGCCAGGUGGCAGUAAAAUCAACCCGAGGCUUUGCUCUUAAAUCAACCCAUGGGAUUGCUAUUAAAUCAACCAACAUGGCUUCUGUGGACAAGGGGGAGAGUGCACCAGUUCGUAAGAACACACGCCAGUUCUAUGAUGGUGAAGAGUCUUGCUACAUCAUUGAUGCCAAACUUGAAGGCAACCUAGGCCGCUACCUCAAUCACAGUUGUAGCCCCAACCUGUUUGUCCAGAAUGUCUUCGUGGAUACUCACGAUCUUCGCUUCCCUUGGGUGGCCUUCUUUGCCAGCAAGAGGAUCCGGGCUGGAACAGAGCUUACUUGGGACUACAACUACGAAGUGGGCAGUGUGGAAGGCAAAGAGCUGCUGUGCUGCUGUGGGGCCAUUGAGUGCAGAGGACGUCUUCUCUAACGGGAACCAGCCCUCUUCUCACUCUGAGAACCCGUGACCAUCCAUACCCCAGAACUGGGUCUUCCUGACGCUUGAACUCUGACCCCAAGGCUCUGAUGUAGCUUUUCUCCAGUUGCUAGUAGACUGGAUCAGGACUCCCAGUGUGGUGCUAGCGGGCUCUAGGGUGGGUAGACAUGACCACUCUAGCCCCAGCCUGAGGUCCUGCUCAAAUAGAUUUGUUCAUGCGUUCUUCAUUCACAUGGGCUCUAUGUCUGUCAUCCCUGAUUUGUACAGUUUCUUGAAAGUGAUAAAAUAGUGAUUGUGAUCUGUUUUCUCAGU
Cricetulus griseus (Chinese hamster) is the source of this 4428-nucleotide messenger RNA. NCBI's taxonomy places the organism in Eukaryota, Metazoa, Chordata, Mammalia, Rodentia, Cricetidae. The record is from RefSeq and is a predicted model, not a curated record.